Messenger RNA from Glycine soja, 2032 nucleotides. RefSeq names its product MLO-like protein 6. Gene Ontology annotation, cellular component: membrane. The record is from RefSeq and is a predicted model, not a curated record. Lineage: Eukaryota; Viridiplantae; Streptophyta; Magnoliopsida; Fabales; Fabaceae. The transcript has 15 exons. The coding region runs from base 162 to 1853 and encodes 563 amino acids. Gene Ontology annotation, biological process: defense response.
UACAUAUACAAUAUCAUCAGCAAGAGUCUCCAAAAAGAUUGGUGUUGUAUACCAUCGUCCUUAAUUUAUAUUAUACACGUCUCUAGCUAGCUACAUAAUAUUCUCUUCUUCCACACACACAAAAGAAAAAAGAAAAUUGUUUAGAGUGUGGAGGGUAAAAAAUGAGCAAAGUUCUUCAGGCGAAGUUGGAGGCAACUCCAACAUGGGCUGUUGCAGUUGUGUGCUUUGUGAUGCUUGCUAUUUCAAUCCUCAUUGAACAUAUUCUUGAAGAACUUGGAAAGUGGUUAAAAAAGAAACACAAAAAGGCUCUUCAUGAAGCGCUGGAAAAGGUUAAAGGAGAGCUUAUGCUGCUGGGAUUCAUAUCGUUGCUCCUAGUGAUGUUUCAAGAUCACAUUUCUAAUAUAUGCAUCCCAAAAAGCGUUGCAUCCACUUGGCAUCCUUGUGAUCCCGGUGAUGAGCGUAAAAAACCAGACGGAUAUUAUGACAAAUGCGCAGAUAAAGGUAAAGACCAAGUAGCUUUUAUGUCUGAAUAUAGUAUUCACCAGCUCCAUAUAUUCGUCUUUGUGCUUGCUAUUUUUCACAUCCUACAGUGCAUCAUGACACUGACUUUGGGUAGAACCAAGAUGUCUAUAUGGAGGAAGUGGGAAGACGAAACAAAGAGUCUUGACCAUCAGUUCCACCAUGAUCCUGAGAGGUUCAGGUUUGCUAGGGAUACAACGUUUGGACGAAGGCACUUGAGCUCAUGGAGUCGAUCACCAGUUUCCUUAUGGAUAGUUAGCUUCUUCCGACAAUUCUACGGGUCACUUAAUAAAGUAGACUACAUGGCAUUGCGGCAUGGAUUCAUCGUGGCACAUUUGACUCCAGCAAAUGAGGCAAAAUUUGAUUUCCAGAACUAUAUCAAGAGAACACUUGAUGAGGAUUUUGCAGUUGUGGUGGGCAUAACUCCAACCAUAUGGUUCUUUGCUGUGCUAAUUCUGCUCACAAAUACUCAUGGGUGGUAUUCUUAUUUUUGGAUUCCAUUUAUCCCAGUAAUUAUAAUCUUGUUGGUGGGAACAAAGCUACAAAUGAUCAUAACAGAGAUGGCACUAAAGAUUCAAGAUAGGGGGGAAGUGGUCAAGGGUGCACCUUUGGUUGAGCCAGGAGAUGAAUUGUUCUGGUUCAAUCGACCCCGCCUCAUCCUCUUUUUGAUUCAUCUUGUUCUCUUUCAGAAUGCAUUUCAACUAGCGUUUUUUGCUUGGAGCACAUAUGACAAUGGGUUCAAAAUAAACUCUUGUUUCCACAAAACUACUGCAGAUAUUGUCAUUAGACUUACAAUGGGGGUUCUCACACAAGUUCUAUGCAGUUAUGUGACUUUGCCUCUUUAUGCUCUAGUCACCCAGAUGGGUUCUACCAUGAAACCUACUAUUUUCAAUGAAAAUGUUGCAGUAGCCCUGAAGAACUGGCAUCACACUGCUAAAAAGCACAUCAAACACAACAAGGAUUCUACUUCAAAUACACCAUUCUCAAGCAGGCCAGGAACCCCGACACAUGGCAUGUCUCCAGUUCACUUGCUUCACAAGCACCCUAGACACAGUGACAGUCCAGUAGUUUCUCCAAGGGCAUACAAUUACGAAAAUGAACAGUGGGGUGUUGAAGGGAUACAUUCCCCAAGCCACCACGCAAGAGAUCAUGAUCCUGAUCAUGAAAAGACCAUGCAGAUGCAGAUGCAGAUGCAGCAGCAGCGGCCAGCUCCAACAGCAGAAUUGCCUCCUAGUGGACUCAAUCCUAUUCGAACUCAACAUGAAAUCAACAUUGCUUUAUCUGAAUUUUCAUUUGGGAGGGGACACCACACUGGUAGUAAUACUAAUAACUAAAUAUGAGUAUUAGAAACAUUUCCUUGUUUUGUUUUGUUUUUUUUUUUUUUUUAUCUUUUUAGCUUCAAUUCAUAUCGAGCACAUCUACGUUGUAAGUAAAAGACGGGCAGUGCUUUGGAAGAUUUUUAUUAUCUGUAUAUGUUAAGAUAGUAACUUUUCCUCUUUUAUUUUUUUAAUCA